Molecule: messenger RNA, 2385 nt
Organism: Helianthus annuus (common sunflower)
Lineage: Eukaryota; Viridiplantae; Streptophyta; Magnoliopsida; Asterales; Asteraceae
Product: trifunctional UDP-glucose 4,6-dehydratase/UDP-4-keto-6-deoxy-D-glucose 3,5-epimerase/UDP-4-keto-L-rhamnose-reductase RHM1
Exons: 3
Coding region: 151-2169 (672 amino acids)
Biological process (GO): flavonol biosynthetic process; auxin export across the plasma membrane; UDP-rhamnose biosynthetic process
Molecular function (GO): UDP-L-rhamnose synthase activity; dTDP-glucose 4,6-dehydratase activity; UDP-glucose 4,6-dehydratase activity
Source: RefSeq, a predicted model, not a curated record
AUACACAUACACAUGUAUAUAUACCUGUGUGCAUUCAUCAACCACGGCGUCGGUUGCUACUCCGUGACUCUCGCGACUAAUUUCGUGAUUUCUUCUUCAUCACCUUUCUGGUCCAGAUCUCUGUUUCCUGAUUAACAUCUUAUAUCCGGUAUGGCUAAUUACACACCAAAGAACAUCCUUAUCACAGGGGCUGCAGGCUUCAUCGCCUCUCACGUCGCUAACCGGCUAAUCAGAAGCUACCCCGAUUACAAGAUUGUCGUGCUCGACAAGCUAGAUUACUGUUCAAAUCUCAAGAACCUGAACCCAUCCAGAUCAUCUCCAAACUUCAAAUUCGUGAAGGGCGACAUCGGUAGUGCUGAUCUAGUUAACUACCUCCUGAUCACCGAAUCUAUCGAUACCAUUAUGCACUUUGCUGCACAAACUCACGUCGAUAACUCAUUCGGCAACAGCUUCGAGUUCACAAAAAACAACAUCUACGGCACCCAUGUGCUUCUAGAAGCCUGCAAAGUCACCGGCCAGAUCAGAAGGUUUAUUCAUGUGAGUACCGACGAGGUUUACGGUGAAACCGACGAGGAUGCGGUUGUUGGUAACCACGAAGCAUCACAACUUCUCCCGACAAACCCAUAUUCUGCCACAAAAGCCGGUGCGGAAAUGCUUGUUAUGGCUUACGCUAGGUCUUAUGGGCUGCCUGUGAUCACCACGAGAGGAAACAACGUUUACGGCCCGAACCAGUUCCCGGAGAAACUGAUCCCGAAGUUUAUCCUCUUAGCUAUGAGAGGACAACCGCUUCCGAUUCACGGUGACGGUUCUAACGUUAGAAGCUACCUUUACUGCGAAGACGUUGCCGAAGCGUUUGAAGUAAUUCUUCACAAAGGAGAAGUCGGUCACGUUUACAACAUAGGGACGAAAAGAGAAAGACGCGUUAUCGAUGUCGCAAAGGAUAUGUGCAAGCUUUUCAACAUGGAUCCUGAUUCAAGCAUCAAGUUUGUCGAAAACCGACCGUUUAACGAUCAACGUUAUUUCUUGGACGACGAGAAAUUGAAGAGCUUGGGUUGGUCCGAACGGACUAUAUGGGAAGAAGGUUUGAAAAAGACAAUCGAGUGGUACACGAGUAACCCUAACUGGUGGGGCGAUGUUUCCGGAGCACUUCUUCCUCAUCCGAGAAUGUUAAUGAUGCCAGGUGGCGUUGACAGACUCGUUGACGGACCGGAAAAUGCUGAAUUCGAUUCAUCUAAUUUGGCGAUCAAUACUUCACAGAUCGGCGUACAGGUUCCCAGUUCGAAAACUAGCGUUUCUUCUAAGAAACCCGCUUUGAAGUUCCUGAUUUACGGGAAAACGGGUUGGAUCGGUGGGUUACUCGGGAAAUUAUGCGAAAAACAACAGAUUCAAUACGAGUAUGGAAAAGGUCGUUUGGAAGACCGUUCGCAACUUUUGGCUGAUAUUCAAACGAUUAAGCCAACUCAUGUUUUCAAUGCUGCUGGUGUUACUGGCAGACCGAAUGUUGAUUGGUGUGAAUCGCACAAAACGGAAACCAUUCGUACCAAUGUUUCGGGCACGCUUAAUUUAGCAGAUGUGUGUAGAGAACACGGGCUCUUAAUGAUCAAUUUCGCAACCGGAUGCAUUUUCGAGUACGAUGCUAAACAUCCCGAAGGUUCUGGAAUCGGGUUUAAGGAAGAAGACACACCCAACUUCAUCGGGUCGUUUUAUUCGAAGACCAAAGCUAUGGUGGAGGAGCUUUUGAAAGAAUAUGAUAACGUCUGCACUCUACGAGUUCGAAUGCCGAUAUCAUCAGAUCUGAACAACCCGCGCAAUUUUAUCACCAAAAUAGCGCGUUACAAUAAAGUUGUGAACAUACCAAACAGCAUGACGAUACUGGAUGAGCUUUUACCGAUAUCAAUCGAGAUGGCAAAGAGGAAUCUACGGGGAAUCUGGAACUUUACAAAUCCCGGGGUGGUGAGUCACAAUGAGAUUCUCGAAAUGUACAAGAAGUAUAUAAACCCGGAGUUCAAGUGGGUGAAUUUCACGCUGGAAGAACAAGCGAAAGUGAUAGUGGCCCCACGAAGCAAUAACGAGUUGGAUGCGUCGAAGUUGAAAAAGGAGUUCCCUGAGUUGAUGUCGAUUAAGGAGUCGUUGAUCAAGUACGUGUUUGAACCGAACAAAAAGCAUUGAUAAUGUUUGAUUCUUUUUUAGAGUUUGUAAAACUGAAGAGGCAGUUAUGUUUGGUUGGUUGCUCAUUUGUCCUACUGUAUGUUUUGGAUUAUACAUCUGUAAUGUUUAAAGUCAGUCUGUGGUGUCACAUUCGGAUUUAAAUUUUAGAUUCAUUAUCAAUUUUCUCGUCUACACUGAGAUUAGUUGAAUAUUUUUACUUUUUAAUUUGUUAAAAAC